UGUGGGCGGAGUAAAGCAGACUACGUGACAAAAUGGCGGCGACCAUGAAGAACGUGGAAGAAAUUCGAAAUAGAGUGAUACUGGGGGAAUUUGAUGUGAAAAAUGUACAUACGACAGAUUACCCUGGAAACUACCCGGGCUAUGAUGAUGUGUGGGAUAUGCAGAAAUUUCAGAAGAACUUCAGAAUUGACGUGGUGCAUCUAGACGAGAACACUAUGGAGUUUGACAUGGUGGGGAUAGAUGCAGCCAUUGCCAACGCCUUCAGAAGGAUCUUACUAGCAGAGGUGCCUACCAUGGCUAUAGAGAAGGCGUUUAUCUAUAACAACACAUCCAUCGUCCAGGAUGAAGUCCUUGCCCACAGAUUAGGCCUCAUCCCCAUCAAAGCUGAUCCUCGUCUGUUUGAGUACAGGAACACUGGUGAAGAGGCUGCAGAGGAAGAAGGUUCAGAAAUCGACACAAUUCAACUACAGCUGAAGAUUAAAUGCAGCAGGAACCCCAGAGCCAGCAAAGACUCCUCUGACCCACGAGAGCUGUAUCUGAACCACAUGGUUUAUUCCAAGGACAUAAAGUGGGUCCCCAUCGGGAACCAGGCAGACGUGUUUGCAGACUCUGGCAUCGGACCGGUACAUGAUGACAUCCUGAUAGCUCAGCUACGACCAGGACAGGAGCUGGACAUCAUCAUGCACUGCGUCAAAGGACUCGGUAAGGACCAUGCUAAGUUCUCUCCAGUGGCCACAGCCAGCUACCGCCUCCUCCCAGAGAUCACCCUGCUGGAGCCUGUGGAGGGAGAGAAGGCAGAACGCUUAAAACGCUGCUUCUCACGAGGAGUUAUCGACCUGGAAGAUGUUAAUGGGAAAAAGGUUGCCAAAGUAGUGAACAGUCGCCUGGAUACAUGCAGCAGAGAAGUCCUCCGACAUGAUGACCUGAAGAACUUGGUGAAGCUUGGAAGGCUGCGUGACCAUUUCAUCUUUACUGUGGAGUCGACUGGAAUCCUGCCUCCAGAAGUCCUGGUCACAGAGGCCAUCAAAGUCCUCAUGGCCAAGUGUCAGAGGUUUCUCAAUGAACUGGACUCUACUGACAUGAAGUGAAAUAAUGACUGAGCAUGCUCAGACACACCAUGUAGGAUCUCAUGUUGAACUACGCAACAGCCCGUCAACCUAAACUUUGCUGUAUUUUUUUUUUCAAAAAGCAGAUUUUGUCAUGGUUGGUAGACUUGCUUGUAAGUAUGUAUAUACUGCUGUCUCUAGUAUUUUGUAUACCGUUCUUUUGUGUUAAGGAGCUUCCUUAAAUAAACAAGCUGAAUUUAAUGAAAA
Messenger RNA from Dicentrarchus labrax (European seabass), 1313 nucleotides. It is a transcript of the gene polr1c, whose product is annotated as RNA polymerase I and III subunit C. The record is from RefSeq and is a predicted model, not a curated record. The transcript is spliced from 9 exons. NCBI's taxonomy places the organism in Eukaryota, Metazoa, Chordata, Actinopteri, Moronidae. Gene Ontology annotation, biological process: DNA-templated transcription. Gene Ontology annotation, cellular component: RNA polymerase I complex; RNA polymerase III complex. Bases 33 to 1088 code for a protein of 351 amino acids. Gene Ontology annotation, molecular function: DNA binding; protein dimerization activity.